UUACUCCCGUCGUGUGUAUCUUACGUGUGAAACUCAUAUUUCCGACGCGUUUGAAGGCGGCGUUCCGUUUCACCAAACCACCCACAAUGCACCGCAGAAGUGGCCGUUUCCAUAGAGACGCAGCGGUCGUUAGCUCAAUGCUACCUGGAUGAAAAGCUAAAUACGUCCAAAAAAAACAGGAGCGGCUGUGGACAUGUCUCAGUUGUCGGCGGAUGACGAGGCGGAGUUGCAGUCGCUGCUCAGGCAGCUUCUGAACAGCAUCAACGACAGGAUCUCUGGCGCUCCGUCCACCGAAUGUGCCGAAGAGAUCCUCCUUCACCUGGAGGAGACUGACAAGAACUUCCACAAUUAUGAGUUUGUGAAGUACCUCCGGCAGUACGUGGAGAGCUCUCUGGGCACCGUGGUGGAGGACGAGACCAAGAGCUUGACCAGAGGAGAUGGACAACAUGCAGUCGGCUCAGGUCACGACACUUUGAUCCACGCCGUCACCCGGAGGACCAGAGACUCAGCCGAGUACCAGCAGAUGACGCACACCUUGAAAAACACCAUGAUCGUGGUGGUGGAGUCUUUAAUCAACAAGUUUGAGGAGGACCAGAUGAGGAAGGAGGAGAUGCAGAAGCAGCACAGUCAGUCCAACAACCAGUACGCUGACAACUGCUCCGACAGCGACUCCUCCUUCAACCAGAGUUAUGCAUUCAUCAGACAAGAGCAGCUGCAAGCUUUGGCUGAAAAACUGGACUCCAGCAAACCCAAAGAGGUGCGUUGGGAGGCUCUUCAGGCGCUCUGCUGUGCCCCUCCGUCCGACGUGCUGAGCUGCGAGAGCUGGAGCAGCCUGCGCAGGAACCUCUGUGCGGCGCUGAGCGACCCCGACCUCAGCGAUCAUGUUCUGCAGUUCUUUGCCAAAAGCUUCUCCUCCUCUCCGCUGAAUGUGACACGAGAGAUCUACACCAGCUUGGCUAAAACCGUGGAGUCCAGCUUUCUGUCUCACAAACUAAGCUUUCCAACCGGCUCAGCUGUCGUCGACAUCAACAGACCUGAGAUCAGUCGUCUUCUCAAACAGAUUCGAUUGAUGAACGAUUUUCAAAAGGAGGUGACGACCUUUUGGAUCCGCCAUCCUGAGAAAUACAUGGAGGAAGUGAUAGAGAGCACCUUCUCCUUGCUGACCUUCCCUCAUGAACAUGGCUCAGCCUCAGCAGGGACAGAGAAAGCACUGGAACCCAUUCACCUGCUGGCCUUAUUGGAUAUUAAAGCUACCUGGUUUAAAAAGUGGAUGCACGGAUACUACAGCAGGACUGUAGUUCUCAGACUCCUGGAGAGAAAAUACAAGUCUCUGAUUGUAGCAGCCCUUCAGCAGUGUAUCCAUUACAGUGACUCCUGUGAACGUUUCACAAAUGACUCAACUGAUCCCGGGUCAGCCGAGCAGCAGAACACCGGUUCAGACCAGAGGAGUGUUUAUACAGGAAAAGAGCUUGAAUAUGUCUUCUUUGUCCACUCGCUGUGUGUCCUGGGGAAAGUCCUCAUCUACACCAAUGGCAGAAAGUUCUUCCCCAUCAAAGUUAGGAAGCGCAAAGAUCCAGUCAGCCUGACAGACCUGGUUGUCAUCAUGAUAAACAUCGUGUACCAACACCCCAAACCUCGGCACGGCGACCCCUCACACACAGACUCGCUGUCGCCCAGCGGCCUGGCGAUGGAGGUGCUGUGGAUGCUGUGUGAGAGGACAGAGUGUGCUGCAGAGUGUCUCUACCAGACCCCCGUAAUAGAGACGCUGCUGGCUCCUGUUAUAGCUCUGCUCAAUGGACAGCAGGCUAAAUUAAAAUCUCCCGCAGCAACACUGACUCUUAUCGCUGAUGUUCUGGCUCGCAUCGCAAACACCGACAGAGGAUUAGCUCUCUUCUUAUACGAGAAGAAUCUAGUUCUAGCCCACAGCGAGAGAACCUUCGCUGCUCACGUCACUGUACAGUUCACUCUCAGGCUGCUGGAUAAAGAGCUGUCACCGCUGAGUGAAUCCGACACGUCCCAUACGUUAUGUGGAGCCUUCAUCUUUGUCUGUAGGCAGAUAUACAACACCUGUGAGGGUUUACAGGUCCUCCGACCCUACGGCCUGCACAAGGCUGUAGCUGCUGCCUGGAAAAAGACCAGUUCCCUGUCAGAGAGGGUCCCGACCCCGGUGCCUGGAGCCACUGCUGGGUCGUCCACCCAGGAGCUGCAGAACAUCAGGCACAUUUGGGAGGAGACGUUGUUGGACAGCCUGCUGAACUUUGCUGCAACUCCUAAAGGCCUGCUGCUGCUCCAGCAGACGGGAGCCAUCAACGAGUGCGUCUCCUACAUGUUCUCCCGCUUUACUAAGAAACUACAGGUGAGUCGCUGUGAGAAGUUUGGAUACGGGGUGAUGGUGACACAGGUGGCAGCGACUGCUCCAGGGGUGGUGGCUUUGCACAGUUCAGGCUUCGUCCGGGCACUGGUGGUAGAGCUGUGGUCUGUUCUUGAGUGCGGCAGUGAAGACGUCAGGGUGGUCCGGCCCAAGCCCACACCCAUGGAGCCCAUAGACAGGAGCUGCCUCAAGUCCUUACUGUCCUUGGCCAACCUGCUCUCCUCUUCCCAGUCGGUGUGGGAGCUCCUGGGCCGGCAGCCUUUAGCCAACAAGAGUGAAUACACCCUGAGAGAGAUGCCAACCUCUAUUCCUGAUCUGACUGACAGGCUGAUUGCUGUGAAUUCAGAUGCAAAGAUUAAUUCCCUGUUCCACUAUGAGCAGUCUCACACGUUUGGCCUGAGACUGCUCAGUGUCAUCUGCUGUAAUCUGGACUCCUUCCUGCUGCUGGAGAGCCAGUACAACAUCUGCUCCAUGCUGCUGCAGAGUCAGAGGGAGAACGUCACUGAGCUGGACGCCAGCGAGGGGGAGUUCAUCAUAGACAGCCUGUCAGUGGAGAGGAAUCAUGUGCUGGUUCGGGUCAGUGUGGUGGGAGGUCCGUCUGAGAGGAAGCUUCCUCCGCGAGCACUGCAAGAGGGAGAAGAACCGUACCCCUGGCCAAUGUUUUCAAGCUACCCUCUACCGCACUGCUACACUUUGGAGCCAUCGAAGGACCACGUUAACUCACCGGACUCUGAUAUCAGUGCAUUUCUGGCAUCAUGUAAAGACUCAAAGGAUGAGGAGAGCUGGAUGGAGAUCUGCCGGAGACAGUACUGCGACGUCAUGACCUCCAAACCCAACAUCCUAACUGGAAGAGUGCUGUCUGACCUUCUGGAGAAGGUUGUGGCCCAUCUAUCCAACUCUGCCACAGAGUGCUUCUUCUCUCCAGCUCAGUACAAAGCAGAGGAGAAGAGUGUGAAGAGUGCUGCAUUAUCAUCUGUGGAGCAGCUGGGAAUCAACACCUGUCUCAGGUACGGCAGCUACCUCAAGCUACUGAAAGAAGAUGAUGUGAACGACCUGACGCAGCUAAUGAAGCAUGUUAAGAUCUUCUUGUCCACACAGAGAGUUAAAACUACUUCAGAGCUCAUCACUCAACAGGAUGGUUAUCCAGGCCACGACUGGCUGGCCUCCACGGUGUUCCUCAUCAUGGCAGGAGACACAGAAAGGUCUCUGAGUUUGUUGCUCAAUCUGUCCUCUCUGCUCAUCUCUGCAUUCAUCUGGCCUGCGAGGAUACACGCCUCGGUCCAUGUUCCCGUGGAAGUGGCUGAAUCGGGAAUCACUCCUGUCUACUGGUGCACAGCUCACUAUGUGGAGAUGCUGCUGAAAGCUGAAGUUCCUCUGGUCCACUCCGCCUUCAGGAUGUCUGGUUUCACCCCAUCCCAGAUGUGCCUCCACUGGCUGACGCAGUGUUUCUGGAACUAUCUGGACUGGACAGAAAUCUGCCACUACAUCUCCACCUGUGUGGUGAUGGGUCCGGACUACCAGGUUUACAUGUGCGUGGCCAUAUUCAAACACCUGCAGCCAGACAUCCUGCAGCGAACGCAGUCCCAGGAGCUGCAGGUCUUCCUCAAGGAGGAGCCGAUCCAGGGCUUCAAGGUCAGCAACUACCUGGAGUUCAUGGAGGAACUGGAGCGCAGCUACAGAGACGUCGUUCUCGCCGACAUGAAAACCGUCCGCAACCCCGUCGAAUGAGAACGCGUCGGUGUUACAAAGGAACCUUUUUAAAGUAACUGUUAGACAUAGGAGCAUUUCUCCCAGCAGCCCCCACUGUGGGCUGUGACUCACUGAACAUGUGUGCGGUUUAUUGUGUUGUCAUGACGAUCAAAGCGUUCACUGAGCUCAUACCCGGCGAAGGGGGGCGCGUCGCGGACGAGAGCCUCGCCAUCAGAAUGAAGAUGCUUCAAUUUGUGAUGACGCUGGUGGAAAACAGCAACAAGCCUUCGUCUUCAAAGGGUCACACAUUAAAUUAUCUUCAAAAAGAGUCCAACAUGUCUAAAAAGUGUCUUAUUGUCACCAGAUUACAGAACUAUUACCAACAAUAAUACAAAAAUCUGGAGAUAAAUCCAGAACACACUUUUGUUUCAUGAAAUUAAAGGAUGAAUAUAUUCUUUAUUUUUCUUAUCGGCCCAAACAAAUCCCCAACG
Messenger RNA from Morone saxatilis (striped sea-bass), 4551 nucleotides. RefSeq names its product TBC1 domain family, member 32 (gene tbc1d32). NCBI's taxonomy places the organism in Eukaryota, Metazoa, Chordata, Actinopteri, Moronidae. Gene Ontology annotation, biological process: non-motile cilium assembly. The coding region runs from base 194 to 4099 and encodes 1301 amino acids. The transcript has 34 exons. The record is from RefSeq and is a predicted model, not a curated record.